CCAAUCAAUCCCCGAAUCAUGAAAACAUUUUUGAUCGUAUUAUUAAUUUGCUGUAUAACUAAACUAUCUAAUAAACGUGUAAAUGGGAAUACUGCCCUCUUAAAAACAUCUCGUUUGAAAGAGUUUUCAGGAAAUUAAAGUGUCAAGCGAAUAAAGUAAUCUAUUGGCCAACGGUAAUUAAGCAACUCUGUUUUUUAAGGCAACAUUAAUUAAAAUUCGACGCCAUAACUCAUCCUCUUUAAAGGCUACGCCUGCGUAGCGAUUCAGUCAGAAAAAGUCGAACGAGAAAUCAGCCAUAGAUCAGUGGAUCGUGAUGUUUGGGGGCGUUGAAUGAUUUGAUGGAUUAAGUAAUUAAGCGAUUUCUCGCCGACUGAGCGCACCAUUGGGAUAUAUACAUACUUUUCAAUAUCCAAAUAUUUGUUCCACUUAUUUCCGAUUUUCUUUUUUUAUUUUGUUUUGCGGUUUUGGCCUAUUGUGAGCCAAAUGAAAUUGUUUAAGUAUUUCUUGCGUGCUUUGUUAUUGUUGCUGCCGAAUGGCCUGGCCUUGUAUCGCUGCGAGUAUCCCAAAGAUAGUUGGAUCUGUGACGUAGGGGAUGUCAGGCAGAGACGGAGAUACUGGGCAAAAAAGAGAGGGGAAUAAAUGGAGAGCGAGUGAUUGCUUGGCAAUCCAAAGAUAUUAUAAUAAGAAGAUGCGUAACGGCCAUAAAUUACACUAUACAAAAAUUCUAAAGAGCCUGGAACAAGCUCUUGUGCUGGCCCUAAAUAAUCGUGUGCAAAAAUAUCUUAUGGCGUUACGCAUCUUGUUAUUCUAGUGUCUUUGGGCGAUCGAUGGGCUCAAAUAUGAGCUGAGGCGCUAGAAACAACUUUAUUUGGGGGAAAGUAAUGUACGUGGUAUAAUUAAAUGCAUUAGCCUGAAAAGACUUUCCCACCAUCAGUCGGAGGACUUUGUAUGUGUAAACCUCUCAUAACUUUAAUUUAAGAACAAACACUGGCACUUGUUUGUUGUGUUUGAAGUAACAUCGGAACGUUUUCCUAACAGAAGGACCUUUAUAUAAUCAGGGACCUUUAUAUAUCUCAAAUACAUACCAACAUUCUGAAACGCUAGGGAAAGAAACUUAAUGAAACUAUAAACAUUACUAUCGAAACGAUAGAAGGCGAUGAAAUCAAUGCAAAGGGCUUCAUCGAACCAGUUUCUAUUUUGAGACGACUUCGAAAAUAAGUGUUCUUUCAAGUGUUCUUGUGUUUUAAGCAUUUAUCAGAAAGAUGAACAAUAAGAUCAUUUUCAAGAAAUUACGCAAUCGUAUGGUUCCAUACUCCCCACCGGCGAGUCUAAAUCCCAGGAAUAACCUGGAUCGCGUUCGGAAUGCGCCAGCACCACAACGUAACAACUCUGUUCAGGUUGAGGCUACUCUUGGAGAAAUAGCUCCGACUAUGGCUGAAGUUACCGUUGAUGGUGAGUAUACGGCUGAGGCUGAGGUUCAAGUUACAGCAGAGGCUGACCCUAAUACGGAGUUUGGAGUUAUGGGCGAGGCUUACCCUCAGUCAGAGUUUGGAGUUUUGGCCGGGACUGACCCCAAUAUAGAGGUUGAAGUUAUGGACGAGGUUGACCCUCUGGCACAUGUUGAAGUUUUGGCCGAGGCUGACCCUAAGGAAGAGAUUGAAGUGUUGCCCGAGGCUGACCCUGAGAUUGAUUUUGAAGUUAUGGACAAAGCUGAUCCUACGGCUGAGGCUGAGAUUGAAGUUAUGGAGGAGGCUGACCCUAAGACUAAUACUGAGGAUGAUGAUAUGGCUGAGGUUGACAUUGACCCUAUGACCGAGGUUGAAAUGAUGGCUGAUGCUGACCCUAAGGCUGAGGCUGAAGUUUUGGCUAGGGCUGACUGUAAGGCAGAGGUUAAAGUUUUUCCCGAGGUUGAGAUUGAAGUUCUUGCCGAGGCUGACCCUGAGAUGGAUGUUGAAGUUAUGGCCGGAGCUGACCCUACGGCUGUGGCUGAGAUUGAAGUUAUGGAGGAGGCUAAGCUUAAUACUUAUACUGAGGAUGAUGAUAUAUCUGAGGCUGACCCCGAAAAAGAGGGAGGGAUAGAUAGAGAGGGAGUGAUUGAUCAGCAAUCCAAAAAUAUAAUAAGUAAAUGCAUAACGGACAUGAAUUGCACUAUAGUCUGAAAACCUUAUUGUGGCGAAAAUAAAUAUCUUCAAGGUGGAGACAAAUAUUUAUUUUGUGUUUUUGUAUUGGGUUACACAAGUUCAUAUCUUUAAUAUUACCAAAAAUUGUGGGCGUUGCAUAUAUAUAUAUAUAUAUAUAUACAUAUAUAUAUAUAUAUAUAUAUAUAUAUAUAUAUUCAUGAUCAGGAUUAAUAGCCGAGUGGAUUUAGCCAUGUCCGUCUGUCCGUAUGAACGUCGAGAUCUCAGGAACAAUAUAAAUGCUAGAAGGUUGAGAUUCAGCAUUCAGAUUCUGGAGAAAAUGACGAAGCGCAAGUUUGUUGACCCAUGUUGCCACGCACACUCGAACGCCCACAAACCGCCCAAAACUGCCACACCCACCCUUUUGGAAAACGUGUUUAUAUUUUUUCACAUUUUUUAGUCUUGUAAAUUUCUAUCGAUUUGCAAAUAAUUGUUUUAGACGCACACUCCACGACCAAAUUUUUUUUUCAUUUUAUUCCCCAAUAUCUAUCGAUAUCCCAGAGAAAUAAUGAAAUUUCGGCUUCGCAUUCACUAGCUGAGUAACGGGUAUCUGAUAGUCGAGGAAACUCGACUAUAGCAUUAUCUCUUUUUUAGUUGGUAACUCCGGAAAGGAGUAAGAUAUAUACAUUAUGUUUUUGUUGCAUUGACUUACAGUAGACCAUAUCUAUGAGAAUCCCAAAAAUUUCGGUCAUGGCUUCGGCCCUUUAAUUUUAAAAUUUAAUUAGCUAAUUUUCGUAUAGGGAUUUCUCAAAUUUCGUAUACUCUUUGUAGUCCAAGCAAAAAUCAACUGAUUUCGUGAUAGUGAUUCCAUAUUGAAUAAUUUUACAAAUAAUAACCACAAAAAUAAUACAACAAUAAUGAAACAAUUCAGCAACAUCCUGGUUUAACUCCCUUUCAGCUGAGAUUACUCCGAAUUUGAAAAGGUAGGGUUAGGUCCUAAAAACUAAAAUUUCUCCCUAAUUAAAUUUCCUAGAACGCAGUAUAGAUACAAGUAUUAUGGUGAAACUAUGCGAAACUCAGGUUAAAUCUUAACUGUUGUUUGAACACCUAAAAGAGCUAUUUACAACACUAAAUUACCGGGACAAACUCAAGAAAUUCAACAGUUCACAAUCACAAACACAUAGUACAAAACAGCCCCCUUCAAUCUUAUUAUAACCUGUUUAAUACGAACUUUUCUUUGUUCCUUUUUUAUUAACUUAAAACCGAUUGUGUUGUUUGCUAGCAAGCGCACGUAAGCACGACGCUCCAAAAAGCUGUUUUAAACAGCUGAUAUAUAUAUACGGGAUUAUUAAUAUUUCUGUUACGUAACACUAAAGUAUAAUCUUAUACUAACAUAUGACGUCAGCAAUACGUAGUAUUACGGACUUUUGGAAAAUGGGUUGUUGGCAUUGGUUUUGCACUAUGCAGCCACUUUUUGGUGACGGCCAAAAUUGCCUUCUCUCUGCUCGCGUAAAAGUGAGAGCGUUCAAAAUCUAAAAAUGGAAUUUGCUUGCUUGUGUGAGUAAAAACAAUAAUCGUGAACGAGUAUAUGCGCGCGUAGAAAAUGAUUUUCGGGGCAGAAAUCAAUUUUGAUCUAAGAAUCGAAUUUACAUAUUUGGAGUUUUAGCCAAUUUCGUUAUUUGAUUUCUUGAUGCACGACGUGCAGUCAUAAUCACCUACGAAUCGAAGUCUACUAGACAAUGUCUACUCUAAUUUUUCACACGUCGCAAGCUGAAUA
Messenger RNA from Drosophila sechellia, 3894 nucleotides. RefSeq names its product coiled-coil domain-containing protein 8-like. The transcript has a single exon. NCBI's taxonomy places the organism in Eukaryota, Metazoa, Arthropoda, Insecta, Diptera, Drosophilidae. The record is from RefSeq and is a predicted model, not a curated record. Bases 1263 to 2159 code for a protein of 298 amino acids.